UAGAGAGCUUAACAAGCCUUUAUUUCUGGUUGCGUGUAUUGCUGAAGUAAGUUGAAAAAUCCACAAAAUUUUUCCUUUUUCCGAGUAAAUACUGUGACAAACCAUACAAAUUCCAAAAAAUACUCGAAAAUCAAUUCAAACCGUCCAAAAAAAUAGUCGAAAAUUUAUUUGUCCUUCGGACAUUGAAAUUGUUUUGUCGAAUAAUACAAACACAGUGUAAACCAACCAGAACUCGGUGGAAACGUCAAACAUUUAUCCCGCACAAGAGUAAGCCACAAUGAGUUUGAAAGAUGAAUUGGAUGAAUAUUUGUAUUGUCUGGAGCGAGAGACGCAGGCCGCGUUGCCGAGAAUCGAGAGAGAAUUGGAACGGUCGGGAUUGGUAUUGAAUGGGGAGUUUAUCGAUCGCUUUCACCGAUUUACCAUAAAUCGGAUUAUGGAAACUUACGACAACUUUGAAAUCGGUGCAAUGUUCCAUGAAAGUCCAAACCAUGGGCGUGACAAGGACGUGCGCAUAUCAAAGAAGCGUCAUUAUAGCGGCGAAUCAGAUUAUAAUCGCAAGAAACCGAAGAAAUUUAAGAGAUGUUCAAAAUGGAAUGGUUCAAGAUCAAUUGAUCGUAGACGCUCGUCCUUGUAUUCCAGCUCAUCACGUGAAACCAUGAAAAAUCGAGAUCGAAUGUAUGAACAACGGCAUGUGGCCAAACGUGAGCCGAAUUUCAAAAUACGCAAUGACGACCGCAUACCGCCACCAAAUCAAGAAAUGAACUUCGAUUCAGACUUCGACAUCGGUAGUUUUGAUGCAUCUUUUAAAAUCACAGUCGACCCGUCCAAAGUGCCGCAUACAUUUUCGUUUGCCUGUUUCCAUUGUUUGCCGGAAAAUGGUGCCAAUAUUCAUGGCUUCAAUGGUGUUGAAGAUGUUUAUUUUCAUUGGGUUGCAUCACAUGCACUCUCUAAAACCGAGCCAUUCCAAUUUUAUCUCGUUGAAAACGUGGCCUGUUAUUAUUGUGACACCAACGGUUCAUAUCACCAUAUAUUCAACCAUCAAAAGCAGGUUCACCCAAAGGAACCAAAAGUGAUUGUGACUGGGUUUGAUCAAACGUGCGCCCUAUGUUCAUACGAAGGGAAUGGAAUGGCAAGCCAUUUUAUAAAGGACCACACACAAUUGCCAACGCGAUUGAAUGACACCUUGACGAACGAUAUGUUGGCAUGGUUGUUGGAGAUUGAUAUGAGGAAAAAAGAUGGUGACUGCGGCAUAGAAGCAAAUAACACAAGAAAGCUGUUGAGUUUUGACAUGAUUGACCAUGUAAUUUGUGGCUGCAAAUCGAAGGUUCAUCGACGUAAUUAUUUCGGUCACAUUGAAAGCCAUUUACUUGAUUUCGAUUGCAAUGUAUGCAAAUCAAAGUUGCCAUCAUCAGUGCAGAAGUUUACUAGCUUGAUCGAUGUGGUGAAGCAUGACAAGGACGCCCAUCAAAUGAAUCAAUCGUUGAUUCCACGCUCUUGGCAAAUGGAGGAUCAAUUCAAAAAAGAUCAUUUGAAUACGAAGAUUGUGUUUAAAAAUGGUCUUGUGGUUGCCAUGCGCCAUUUGGUCAACACAAAAUUCGACAUUUCCAUCAAAUUCAAUGAAUGCGUUCAGAUUUUAUUGGACGCCAAGAAAAAGGAAUGCAAUCGAUUGAUGCAAAUCGAAGACAUUUCGCAGAAGACGACAAAAGUCGAUGUACCAGUAUUAUCAAGCGGAUCUUUAAUUUCUGACGAGCAAUUGGAGCUGCAGAAACAAAAUCAACUCAUCAAUGACGUAUUUAUUCAUGGCAUUCCCUAUAAGGACAAUGAAGAUUUGGUGUCGUUGGUAUUGAAAAUGAGCAAAUUUUUGGGUGCAAAUAUUUAUCCGGAGGACAUUGCACAUGUCAAACGGCCCUCACGUCACAAAGCGAUUAUUACACUCCGAUGCACCAGCCAGGAAGCCAAGGCUGAACUUUUGAAAUACAAAAGCAUUCAUACCACAGACGUUAUCCCUUCAAGUCGUGACCAUUUUCGGAAAAUCCACAUCAAAUCACUGACCACGAAAUAUGUUACCAAUCUGAUGAAAUUUGCAAAAGAUUUUGCUCAACAAAAGCUAUUGCACCAUUUUCAAUGGACUGAAAAAGGUCUGUUUGUAAAACGGUCAGAGAAUUGCGAUGGCAAAUACUUUAUGAACAAAACUGAACUGAUAAACUACGUGAAGUGAGCGCAACAGCUGACAAAUAAUAAUCAAUUGAACAAAAUAGUUCUAAAUUUUUUUUAGAAAAUUUGAUUCCAUUGUAUUUCAAAC
Molecule: messenger RNA, 2302 nt
Organism: Contarinia nasturtii (swede midge)
Lineage: Eukaryota; Metazoa; Arthropoda; Insecta; Diptera; Cecidomyiidae
Exons: 3
Coding region: 278-2218 (646 amino acids)
Source: RefSeq, a predicted model, not a curated record